UAUGUCUAUUUAAUUUUAAAUGCAGAAAGUUGAACAGAGAGAGAAAGAAUGAAACACAUAUAAAAAAGUAUAUAUGUAUAUAUUCUCCACCUCGGUUCAGUUCCAUUCAGUUCGUUGUUCGUUCCAGUACGAAACAGUAAUAGAGAGAUUGUUAAAUAUAUUUCAGUGUAAAAUUUGACAACAGUUAAAAAAAAAUGAUACACGGAAUUCUUUAUAAUGCACAUUCGUCGUUAGUAAUAAAUUUAAGGAAAAAUAAGCAUUAUAAAAAAUCUGUACACGAUAACGAAUGUGAAAGCUCGUAUACGAUCAUACAAGAUAUUUGAGAUCUAAUCAAAAGUUAGGUUAGAUGAACAAUAUGGUGGAUUAGAGAGAAAGAGGGGACUUUUUCGUCGGACACACACGCAUUCUUCGAAUUAAGGGUAUUGUUUCAGUCGGGCAUUCACAAUUGUAUUCAAGCAAAUCUGCAUCUUUAUCAAUUUGUCCUUCUAUCGGCCGUCUUAUCGUCGACACGUGCAAUUUCCGAUUAUGUGAAAGUUGCAAUAGUAUCUCAGUUCCUUGCAACAUUUUUUUCACGGACAUAUUCAAGUAUAGAUAAAGUAUAGAGAUUAUAGAAUACCAUAUUAUAUGUGAUAAACAUUCUAGCCAUAUAAUUGAAAUAGUACAGUUCUGCCAAUUACGUCAUACUAUUUGCUCGAACAUAUUAUGUCACACUUUCUAUCAGAAUUGAAUUGAAACAAAUUGCGGUAAUGAUAUUAUUGAAGUAAUCCUACGAGUUGGUGAGCAACAUGAACAAUACAAAUGAUAAAGAAGAUGACAAUCCAACGGAUGUAAAGCAAAGUGAAAAAAUGAAAACUACUAGCAAGAUAUAUGUGAAACAACCUCAUGAGAUACUCAAGGAUUCCGCGUUGAAAAAUACCAAUGAUGACGUGCAACGUGCAAUCGAGGGUCUUAAGGAGAUACCAGAUGAAGAAUUGCAAGAGUUCCUUGAUGAUGAAGACUUUAUGGAAGGAUUGGACGUCGUUGAUGCAUGGGAAGGAGAUGAAGAGAGAAAUCGCGAGAAUGAUCAAGAUAAGACAAAUGCUGUGGAACGAAAAGAGAGACGAUCCUCUAGGGAACGCCAUCGUCCUGAGCCUAAAGGAUCUUACGGCCGUGUAAAGCCGAAGAAAGAAGAAAGGAAAGAAGAGAGGAAACGCGAGGAGAUUCGUCGAGACCCUUUGAAAAGCACGAAGGAUAUCGAACGGGAUAAGAUACGAACGAAGAGAGAUACUGAGAGUAAACUCCUUGCCGAAAAGGAGAAGGCGAUUAAGCAUUUGCUUGAUUCGGACAAUGUAGUCCCACCUGGUACGGAAGCUGAAGCCAUUCAGAGCCUCACGGAGGAACAGAAUAGGGAACGAGCGCAGCGCGAAGCGCAACGAAGCAGGGAACAUCGCAGGAGCAAAUCGUUUGAUCGUUAUUCCAGACCGAGUCCAGUACGACGUAGAACUCCUGAUAGACUUCGGCCAAGUCCCCAUCGAAGAAGAAGUCCUUUUGUAGCAAGUCCGGAACGUCGUAGAAGCCCUUACCGAACGAGCGCGGAGAGACAUAGAAGUCCUCACCGAUACAGCCCAGGCAGACGAAAAAAUUCACCGCGAUACUUUUCCGAUCGAAGAAGUCCCGUCAUGUUAAGUCCAGAUCGACGAAGAAGUCCUAGACGACUUAGCGGAGAACGACGAUCCAGCGUAGAUAGAAAGUGGAGCGUUGAACGAUCGCGAAGGAGACGCACUGAAUGGAUACAUGAACGCCGGAGAAGUCGAUCUCAUGAUCGGAGGAGCCGCAGUACGGAACGUCUGAGAAGACGCUCGAGCCGUUCGCCAGCAAGUAGACGAUACAGUCCCCGUCGCCGAAGUCGCACACGUACGCGCAGCAGAUCGGUGGAGAAGCGCACGAGGAAGCGUUCACCCUUCAUCAACGAACUGGCGAGACAACUAAGAAACGAAGCGAUGAAGCCGACUGGUGUGAGCAGCAGUGGAUACCCAGUGCCACCCGCGACGAUGGAAGGAAUUGCACCACUGCUUAAUCCACCUGUGUAUCAACAAGAAGCGGAACCACGACCACCACCACCACCUCCAUCAGCUGUAGCUCCUUCAACGUACAUGCAUCAACCAGGUCCACAUGCACCGCCACUGCCGCCAUCAUCCAUGUUACCUAUCCCAAGUGGAUCGCCGUUUAUAAAUUUCGAACCCAUGCCGGGUGUACCGCCAAUGAAUUUCGAACCCAUGCCGCCGCCAGCGUCGUCGCACAUCCUACCUCCAGCCGAUUAUUCCUCCGGUCCCGUCAUGUACAAUCAGCCGAAUGUCGUACCACCACCCCCGCCAUCGGCGAUCUGUCCAUCUUUACUCCCUGCGCCGGUACCCUCGCCACAACCCGUACCCGCACCGGUGAUGGAUCAUACACAGAUACCAUAUAAUCCUUCGCACACUAUGUCCUCUGUCCGACGAUCGCCGAUUCAUCAAUUUGAAUCUUUGAGCAAAUCUUCAAAUCACUCAACUGCACCGUCCACGUCGUCGCAGAAUUACGCGGAACGUGGAUCGGCAACAUCGUACACUGAAUUUCAUGCACCGCACGAGGAACGAAUGAAAACACCCGAACCACCGGUCAUCUCAAAACCAAAACCAAAAACCAGCUUAUCCAGUCUACUAGAAGCGUCUGUUUCAGCCAAAGAUCCGUCUAAUAUACCGGUACUAUACCCAGGAUUCAAGCCUGAAAUAAUGCGGCAUUGCGAACAAGCGCUGUGCCAGCUUCCACUUGAGGAUCCACGUUUAAAGAUGAAGGGCAGAUUUUUCUAUGAUCGCAACGAAGAAGACCAUACGAAAAAUGACGCCGAGGACCAUACAUCGAAUUCGAUACUUCUUCAGAAAGGCAAAACCAAGAUAUUUUGGGAAGAGAGCAACGUGGAACAACAGAUACCGAUUCCGAAAUCGACAACUCAAAUGCAUCAGAAGAUCUGUCAAACAGAUGAAUUGGAAACGGAAACGAAGGGCGUGCAAGUAUAUGUCACCAUGGUUAAUGUCGAAACACAGGUUUAUUCGCACGAUCUGCCGCAAAUAAAGGAAGAAAAGCGACCGAUAAUGGAUCGUCUUGAUUGGAACGUACGGGAAACAUACGAAUAUGCUCCCAAGUUUCAUGAAGUAGAGGAUCUCAGAUGGAGUCUAAGUAAUUCUUCGCAGAGACGUUCUUGGAACAGGCAAACGUCUCCUUCUAGAAGAUCCGCCGACGAGCACGAACGUGUAGAUUCCAUGGAUCAUGGAUCUAGAGAUCAUGCGUCUAGAAGCCUGAGAUUAGAAUCUCCUGUUAGAAGUAGAGAUGAUUUCUCCGCUCAUAAUGCACGUGAUCAUUAUAAUCAUAACAGAUAUUCACCAGAUUAUCAUAGACGUUCUAUGGAACGCGACGAUUUCCAUGACAGAAGGAGCGAUCAUAGCCGCGGAGAGAGCCCGAUGGAAUUGGAAGAAUCCGACGAUGAGUUAGUGGAUGACCAUACAUUCCAAAGAGAACACGAUUGGCAUGGAAGAGGGAAGAGUUUAAGAGGCAAAAGUCAUGUUUUGAGAGGAAAGCACUUGGGAGGAAGACCUUAUCGGAGUCGUGGAAGCUUUCGGGGCAAGUUUUAAGACUAUUAAUUAUACGUACAUCGAAUAGUACAUCAUGUCAACAAUGAUAUAGACAACUUCAAUGACUUUCAUGUUAAUAAUCUAUAUGUAUAUUGAAAGCUACAAGGAAUAUUAUGUUAAACAUGUGAUCGCAAUACCAUAAACUGUUAUUCUGUGAUACUAUGUACACGGAACUUAAUUAAUAUCAAAAAAGUGAAAAGAGAUAAAUAUUUAAGCAUGAAUUCAUAGUGAGUUCAAAAUGAAGAGAACUAUAAAAUAUGCUCAAACAUUUCUGUAUAAGUGUGUUUAACCGUCAAAGGAUAGUGCAUAUCACGCCGAUAAUGGAAAAUAGUGCUCGAGAAAAAAAAAACAUCACAUUGUCAUCUCCUUUUUUACGUUGCAAGAAUUCACAAUAAUAUUAUAUCUUGUAACAUGUAUCAUAAUAUUGUAAUAUUGCAUAUUACGCAAUGAUAAAUACUGUUCGAUUAUUGUCAUUUUUAUUGUAUAUUUAUAUAUGCAAAACUGGCUUUAAUAUGACAGUUUAAUAAAAAAAAGUAUAUAUUCAGUAGAAAAAUAAACAAAUCUUAUAAACACACACACACACACACAGAGUAAAAACAUGACAUAUGCUAAUGUAAUAAAGAUUUACAGCAAAAAUAAUAAAGAUUAUAAAUGGAA
Formica exsecta is the source of this 4301-nucleotide messenger RNA. RefSeq names its product serine/arginine repetitive matrix protein 1-like. NCBI's taxonomy places the organism in Eukaryota, Metazoa, Arthropoda, Insecta, Hymenoptera, Formicidae. The coding region runs from base 786 to 3644 and encodes 952 amino acids. The transcript has 8 exons. The record is from RefSeq and is a predicted model, not a curated record.